AGUACUCCUGUUCAUUUUGCAGAUACAGACUAACACGUCUGCUACUCUGAAACCUCUCAGGAUAAUGCAUUCCUCUGACUAAUAAUUACUAUAAAAUCUUAGCAAGAAAUAGAAACAUGGUAUGAGCUGAAACAGAAAUGGAUGGGACUGCCUGAAGGAACUGUACUGCUAUUUGAUUUAUGCAUAAUCAGCUGGUAAGUAGCCUGGAAAGUACCAUGGUGUUUACACCAAUCUGCAGAGGCUGUGACACACAUAUUUGAUUUAGAAUUAUUUGUUUGCCAUGUGUGAAUGGCCAUAGGAAUGUUAUAAAAAACCUUCUAAAUGCUGUUUUAAAUGAAUGUGACUCCAAGAUUCCUUCUGGAGAAGGCAGCUAUGAGAUAAUUAUAAGGAGUAAAGACGCAAACAACUCUACUCUUCUGUUAUCAGCCCUGCAGCAGCCUUCCUCUUAUCAGUUCUUGCAAAGUUCACUUCAGCCAUGCUGUGUCCCACACAAAACCUGCCUUUUUGCUGUUCAGACCAGUUCCACUGUCUUUCAGAAAGCCUUUUUCAGUACAGAAGCACUUAUCAGAGCUGAUACAUAGAGAACAGAGCAGGCCUGGAUGUGAUGGAGCUAUAGAAGGGAACUGCACUCAUUACUUCGCAACUUCAUUUCUUCAUCCAUUCUUCAUCUCUGUCAUGCUCUAGUGUGGAUCUAAGAACAUGGAUUUGCAAAGCUCAAUUGAAAUACCUGAUAAAGGGAAGGCUGAUGCUCCUGUAUAUGUUGGUAAAGAAGAAGACAUAAAACAGUCCCAAAGAAUAACAGCCAGUGUCCAUGACAGAGAAGUUGUCGUUUUCUACCAUGAAGGGAAAUUUUAUGCCAUGGACCGUCGCUGUUACCAUGCAGGAGGUCCUUUACAUCUUGGAGAGAUAGAGGAUAUCAAUGGACAGCCCUGCAUUAUUUGCCCUUGGCACAAGUAUAAAAUUACUUUGGCAACAGGAGAAGGCUUAUAUCAAGCAAUAAACCCUACAGAACCAUCAGCAAUACCAAAAUGGCGAUCAAAAGGAAUAAAGCAAAGAACUCACAAGGUUACUAUAGACAAUGGAAGUGUUUAUGUGACUCCUUCGGACUUAUCUAUCAGCUGUGACUCUGAUUACUAUGCUGAUAAGUACAAAAAGACUGAAAGUUCUGAUAUGAAAAAAUAAUGCACAUCCUGAACUUCAAAAUCAGUGGCCAUAAUGCAAAAUACCAGUGUCUGUGUACAAGGCAUUAUCAGUAUCACAGAAUGAUAUGCAGAUUUUUUCUAGAUAUUAAUAUAAAGAAAUACCAGUGUUAAUCUUAUUGUUAUUAAAGCAUUAAGUAAUAUAGAAAUGAGUAAGAUCAUAAACAAAGGUCAAGACCCUCUCUAGAAU
Molecule: messenger RNA, 1389 nt
Organism: Terrapene triunguis (Three-toed box turtle)
Lineage: Eukaryota; Metazoa; Chordata; Testudines; Emydidae
Gene: RFESD
Product: Rieske Fe-S domain containing
Exons: 4
Coding region: 700-1182 (160 amino acids)
Molecular function (GO): 2 iron, 2 sulfur cluster binding
Source: RefSeq, a predicted model, not a curated record